AUGAUUAAUAAUCUAAGGAAUAAUAGUAGUGUAGAUAAAGAUUGUGAAAUAUAUUUUAAAAAUGAGUAUAAAAUAAAUAAUAAUAAUAAUAAUAAUAAUAAUAAUAAUAAUAAUAAUAAAAUUCAUAAUAAUACAAUUUCAUUAAAUUCAAAUCCAUCUCAAUCACCAUCACAUGCAAUAUCUGAAUCAAAAUUUUUUAAACCAACUCCUUCAUCAAAUUCAGUAUUAAAUCCUUAUUUUUCAUCAAAUUAUUUUGUUGGAAAUAGUUUUUUUAAUUCAUCAAGAUUAAAUAAUACUGGUGGUGACAAUUCAAUAAAUAAUAAUAAUAAUAAUAUUAAUAUUAAUAAUAAUAAUAAUAAUAAUAAUAAUAAUAAUAAUAAUAAUAAUAAUAAUAAUAAUAAUAAUAAUAAUAAUAAUAAUAAUAAUAAUAAUAAUAAUAAUAAUAAUAAUAAUAAUAAUAAUAAUAAUAAUAAUAAUAAUAAUAAUAGUAGUAUUAGUAGCAUUAUCAAUAGUCAUAGUAAUAAUAAUUAUAAAAACAAUUUUUUAAACAUUGUUGAAGAGAAAUCUCAAAUUAAAAACAAUCAGAUUUCAAAAGAAUUUCCACAAACAUUAACAUUGGAUUUUAAUAGUUUUUGUAGUAAUAUAGAUUUCAAUUCAAACGAUGUGUUAAGUAAUUCCUUUUUAAAUAAUCUUGUUAUUAAUAAAACCAACAACAACAACAACGAAAACAACAACAAUCACAACAACAAUCAUAACAAUAAUCAUAACAAGUACAAUAAUAAUAAUAAUAAUAUUAAUAAUAAUAAUAAUAUUAUUAAUAAUUACAAUAAUAAUAAUAAUAAUAAUAGUAAUAUUAAUAAUAAUAAUAAUAGUAUAAAAUUUAAUAACAAUAUUAAUAGUAAUAAAAAUAAUACUAGUAAUAAUUUAUUUUUUAAACAAAAUCAACAUGAUGAUUUUGAUGAAGAGGAAGAUGAUAGAGCUCUUAGUAGUAUGGUUUCAAAGAUCGUAGAUGGAGAAUCUGAUACAUUAGAACUAUAUUAUGACAAAAAUGGUUUCGGUUCUAAUUCACAAAACAAAAUUGAAAAAGUUAAUAAUACAACCACUACAACUACAACAACAACUUCAAUCACAGCGCUAAAUAAUACUUUAUCAACCAAUAAUAAAAUUAAUAAUAAUAGUUCACCUUUUAAAUCUAAUAAUACAAAAUUCAACCACCAAAAAAAUAAACAUAAAAAUGGUGGUAUAAAUAAUUAUAAUUUAAAUAUUAGUAAUAAUAAUAAUAAUAAUAAUAAUAAUAAUAAUAAUAAUAAUAAUAAUAAUAAUAAUAAUAAUAAUAAUAAUAAUAAUAAUAAUAAUAAUAAUAAUAAUAAUAAUACUGAUACUAAUACUAAUAAUCAUAAUCAUAAUCAUAAUAUUAUUAUUAAUAAUAGUAUAAAUAAUAAUAAUAAUAAUAACUUGUUCAACAAUGGUAAUAGUAAUAUUUCACAAAAUGGUUCACAUUCAAUAACAUCUAAACUUCAAAUUAAAAUUGAAGAUAAAACUGAUCAUCAAUUAAUUUCAGAUUUAUUAGAACCACAAAAAAGAGAGGAAGCUUUAUGUGAAAUUGUCAAAAGAAAAGAUUCUAUACCAUCAUUGGCUAGUCUUGUUUGGUUUACACCAUGUGUCAUAUCAGUUUUACUUCAAGAAAUUAUGAAUCUUUACAAUUUUAUUUCCCCACCAAAUCCAAAAUUAAAAGCUAGAGCCUCAAAUAAAGUUUGUAAUAUUUUAAAUAUAUUUCAAGUAAUUGCAUCUGACCCGGAAACAAGAUCAUUGUUUAUUCAAGCAAAAGUAAUUUCUUAUAUUUAUCCAUAUUUAUCAACAAAUUCAAAAUCAAAACCAUUUGAAUAUCUUCGUCUUACAACUUUGGGUGUAAUCAAUACAGUUAUUAAACAAGAAUCACAAGAUAUUAUAAAUUAUUUGAUUGAAAUUGAUAUUUCAACCCCAUGUUUAAAAAUUAUGGAGAAUGGAAAUGAUCUCUCAAAGACUGCUUCAGCAUUCAUACUUCAAAAGAUUUUAAAUUGGGAUGAUGGUUUGAAUUACUUUGUUCAAUCACCAAAGAGACUAAGUGAUUUAACCAAUUGUUUAAAGUAUAUGGUUGAAGCAAUGAUACCAGAUCAUAUGUCCUCACGUUUGUUGAAACAUAUCGUUAGGUGCUAUCUUAGAUUAUCAGAGAAUUUAAAGAUUAGAGAUCAAUUAAUAGGUUGGAUGCCAACUUGUUUCUCAAAUGGUCAAUUGAAUGAUUUCAUUCAAAAAGAAGGUGAUGUUAUUGUUAAACGUUGGUUCACUCAAUUACUAGGUAAUCUAUAUCCAACUCAACAUUCUAACAAUAAAAGACAUCAAUCAUCAUCAUCAUCACAACAACAACAACAACAACAACAACAACAACAACAACAACAACAACAACAACAACAACAACAACAACAACACCAUCACCACCACCACCACCAACAACAUAUAAAACCCUCCACAAUUUCUUCUCAACAAAAAACAACAGUGCCAUCAUCAACUCAAUCUCAAAGUUUAAUACCAUUUUCUUCAGUAAUUAGUAAUAAUAGUAAUAAUGAAAAUAGUAAUAUUAACAAUAGUAAUAGUAAUAAUAAUAAUAAUAAUAAUAAUAAUAAUAAUAAUAAUAAUAAUAAUAAUAAUAAUAAUAAUAAUAAUAAUAAUAAUAUUUUUUCACACAGUCGUAGUAAUGGAAGAACAAAAAAUAAUAAUGAAAGUAGUGAAAAUAAUAAUAAUAACAAUAAUAUUUAUCGUCUUCCAUCAAGAGGUUCACCAUUUCAAUAA
This is a messenger RNA of Dictyostelium discoideum AX4, 2826 nucleotides long. Its product is annotated as cell differentiation family, Rcd1-like protein. The record is from RefSeq and is a predicted model, not a curated record. The coding region runs from base 1 to 2826 and encodes 941 amino acids. The transcript is spliced from 2 exons. Gene Ontology annotation, cellular component: CCR4-NOT complex. NCBI's taxonomy places the organism in Eukaryota, Evosea, Eumycetozoa, Dictyosteliales, Dictyosteliaceae. Gene Ontology annotation, biological process: mRNA catabolic process.